AUGACACGUUCACAAGCUCUAGCAGCUAUUACUUCAACAACCAACGAAAUUCUAGAACGGUUUGAAGUGCUUUCUCCUGAGAACCAAGAACAACCUCAAGAACUGGAACAAAAGAAAAGUAUGGAUGAAGCACAACAACAGGCACUGGAAAGAUCGGGUGAAUGUAAUAAAAAUGAUACAAAAGACGUUGGACAACAAGUUCAUAACAAUGCUAUGACCGAUGGUCUAGAAAACGUCGAAGACAGCAGCGAGAACGAUGAGGAGUUAGAUUUGUUAUUAAAAAAGGCUGAAGAGUCUUUACAAACAAAUCAAAGUAUAAUAAAUAAAAAUUUCCCAAGUUUGAAUGUCGGUAUUUCAAUUGAUGAACAAUUGUAUAUAAGGAAACAUCCUAGUGGUAUUGUUAAACUUCGACAAGAUGAAAUUUUUCUUCAUGAUAAUUCGUCACAGAAGAAUCAAAUGAAUUCCAAGAAAACUAUAUCAUCUUCCAUGACUUUCGAUGAUGAUCAAGACAUAUGUGCAAAGCUUAGUAAAAAAGAAAGACAAAAGCUACGAGAAUCAACAAUUGGGCCAGGAUGGUUUGAUAUGAAAAAACCUGAAAUCACUCCCGAGAUAAAGCGUGAUCUUCAAAUUAUAAAAUUAAGGAAUGUUUUGGAUCCAAAAAGAUUUUAUAAAAAGGAUAAUACAAAAGGACUACCAAAAUAUUUCGAGAUUGGUACGAUAAAAGAAGGGCCAACGGAGUUCUUUUCUUCUAGAAUACCUCGAAAGGAACGAAAGCAAACCAUAGCAGAUGAAUUGCUUGCAGACGAAAAAUCUAAGAGCUAUUUUAAGAGAAAGUUCUCCGAAAUUCAAGAGGUGGUUAACCCAUUUUUUUCUUAUUAA
Molecule: messenger RNA, 879 nt
Organism: Funneliformis geosporum
Lineage: Eukaryota; Fungi; Glomeromycota; Glomeromycetes; Glomerales; Glomeraceae
Source: the annotation of a GenBank genome assembly